AUGGUGCAUCUAGAGCACCGUGACAACGUCUCGGCCCCCUUCAUCUUGCCGGAUCACAUUCGCCCGUGGCUACGAGCAGUUGUUGCCCUCGGCUUCAUCAGCUUCGUUGCCUCUGUUUCGCUCCUCUUUGUCCUCACAUACAAGCUUGUAUCAUGGAAAAUCAAAUCUAAGAGAAGCAACCAAUUCGUCGUGCUCAUCUUUAACCUCCUAUGGGCGGAUAUACAACAAGCACUAGCUUUCUUGCUCAACGUUGAAUGGUUACGAUUAGGAUCAGUAGUGGAGGAGAACCCAGUAUGUUUUGCGCAAGGCUGGCUUGUGUCGACCGGUGAUAUUGGUAGUGGGAUCUGGUGCUUCGCCAUAGCAUUGCAUACCUUUGCCUCUGUUAUCCUGGAUUUCCGAUUAAAACCUCGAUACUUUUACCUCACCAUCAUCAUGCUCUGGGUCUUCAUUCUGGGCAUCUCGUCGAUAGGAAUCGCUCUGCAUGCAGAUAAACUCUACGUACGCUCCGGCAUUUGGUGUUGGAUCCAUCAAGAUCUCAAAGAUCUCCGCCUUUGGACCCAUUACGUCUGGAUCUUCAUUUUUGAAUUCGGCAACGUUCUUAUCUACGCCACGAUUUACACAAUCCUUCUCCACCGUAUGCGCCACGGAUACUACAGCACCGAGGAAGCGAAGCGCGUCAAAUCGAUAUCGAACCUCAUGGUCGCCUACCCUCUAGUCUACGUAGUGUGCACGAUUCCCCUCGCCUCCGCACGUAUGGCGUCCAUGUCUGGGAACCCCCCCUCCCUUACGCGCCUUUGUCUAUCAGGCGCGAUGAUUACGUCAAACGGCUGGCUAGACGUCCUCUUAUACACGUGCACACGUCGCAUCAUGAUAUUCAGCGACGAGCCUCCAUCAGACGACAACGGCCUCGACACAUUCGCAACUUUUUGGGUGGAGAAGCCUAGGCGCUUUGGAGGCGAAUGCACCGUCGAAGCGAUACAUUCCAACGCCAGAGCCAAAAGGGGGCGAAGUAGAGUCAGUCUUCCGCUGGGUAGCGAGAGUUUGGACGACCUGUGCGGAUUUAGCAGCAAGGAUAUCAAGCUCGUUACCACGACUCAAGUUACUAGCGAGCCUGCACAACCUGAGGACUACGAAGAGAUGGAGGCCGAAGCGCGGAAAGGCCGGCCCAGAUCGCCCAUGGGACGAUGGAGCGAUGAAACAUACGAGGGUCGGAAUUUGAGUCUCAAGGAGCUUGGAAUUGCGCAUUUACCGCGCUGA
Cucurbitaria berberidis CBS 394.84 is the source of this 1257-nucleotide messenger RNA. Its product is annotated as integral membrane protein-like protein. Lineage: Eukaryota; Fungi; Ascomycota; Dothideomycetes; Pleosporales; Cucurbitariaceae. Gene Ontology annotation, molecular function: G protein-coupled receptor activity. The coding region runs from base 1 to 1257 and encodes 418 amino acids. Gene Ontology annotation, cellular component: plasma membrane. The transcript is spliced from 2 exons. Gene Ontology annotation, biological process: adenylate cyclase-activating G protein-coupled receptor signaling pathway. The record is from RefSeq and is a predicted model, not a curated record.